This is a messenger RNA of Paramisgurnus dabryanus, 1091 nucleotides long. NCBI's taxonomy places the organism in Eukaryota, Metazoa, Chordata, Actinopteri, Cypriniformes, Cobitidae. The record is from RefSeq and is a predicted model, not a curated record.
AAGGUCUUGCUUCCGUUUCGUCAGUUCGCAUUGCCUCACUUCCUGCUUAGCAAAACCUCUUUGGUAGCGUUUCUUACAUUUUUUUAUAGCAAUACAGUUUAUGUAUUGUGAUUAUAACCGGGCAGAAUCAUGAAUACAGUUUUAUCGAGGGCGAACUCGCUCUUCGCCUUUUCGCUCAGUGUAAUGGCAGCGCUCACAUUCGGAUGCUUCAUUACCACAGCGUUCAAAGACAGAAGUGUUCCGGUGGAUAUACACGUAUCCAAAGUAAUGAUUAAAAAUGUGGAUGACUUCACAGGACCACGAGAGAGGAGUGACUUGGGCUUUGUAACAUUUGAUGUUACUGCUGAUCUUCAACCAAUAUUUGACUGGAAUGUCAAGGAGCUUUUUCUUUACCUGUCUGCUGAAUAUACAACAAAAAGCAAUGCACUGAACCAGGUGGUGCUAUGGGACAGAAUUGUAUUGAGAGGUGACAAUACCAAACUAAACCUGAGGGAUAUUAAAUCCAAAUACUUCUUUUUUGAUGACGGGAACGGUCUAAGGGCAAAUAAGAACAUCACUCUGUCUCUCUCAUGGAAUGUGGUGCCAAAUGCCGGAAUCUUGCCACUGGUCAUGGGAUCAGGACACAAGUCUAUCCCCUUCCCUGACUCAUAUGAAACCGCAAAGACCUACUGAACUGUUCAAGUUCAUCCCAAACCAUGUUUGUAAAUGUUGUGUUGUGUAUGGGUUUUAAUAAAAGCUGGAAAAUUGUUUAAAGGAGUAAAUUCUUACUGAAUUAUUUUCACCAAACUAAUAUUUUGGAAGUCAGAAUCAUAUGCUGUUACUUUUUUUUUCAAAUUAAGUUAAAGACAUGAUUACCCCAUAACUGUUUCAGUGUAAAACUGUUUUGGACAGUGAGAGAAUUCAUGUCUGAUUAUAAUAAAAUUUUAUUGUAAAUUUCUUGUUUUUAUAAAUUCAAAAUGUGAAUUUCAAUUGAGGUAUGUUUGUUGGAAAGUUGUUGACAAUAAAAAAAAAACAAGUGUAAUACUGUGGCCCUUCAUAGCUGAAUUUAACAUAACUUUAUUAUCUAAAUAAAAAGCAGUUUUUUAAGUUUA